UUUGUUGCUUCAAAAAAAGAACAGUUCCUUCAUCAUGGCUAAUGCUAAAAGUUUUUUAACACUAGAUCAACUGGAUCGUAAACGUUUUUAUCGUCAUUCUAUCACAGUUCGUCUACUUCGAAAGUGGGAAUUCAAAAAUUUCAAAAAAGAUAAUGAACUCCUAGGAAUGAAUCUUUUAUUUCUUGAUCAAAAGGAAAAUACAAUUCAAGGAACAGUGCAUCAAUCUCUUCUUCAAAAGUUUGUAAAUCAGUUAUCUGAAGGAAGUAUUAUUGAAAUUUAUGAUUUUAAUGUGCAAGAUUGCAAUAAGAACUACAAAGUUUCUGACCACAAAUUUCAGAUAAGAUUGACAGAGAGGACAAGAGUUACCAUUGUGGGACAAGAAAGCUGUCAAAUACCACGAGAAAAAUUUCGAUUCCGAAAUGACGAGGGAUUUGUCAAGUUACAAGAUCACACAAUUGAUUUAUAUGAUGCAAUCGGAUAUAUUAAACAUAUGGACAAAACUGAUGUUCGUACUACUACUACACCCACCUUAAGAAAGGUCACUCUAACUUUAUUACUAGAAGAUGGAAACGAAAUACCUGCAACAUUAUGGGCAGAACAAGCAGAACUCUUGGAAGACAAAUAUCGUGGAGUGGAAAAUAAUAAUAUUGUACUCAUCAUGACAAGCGUCUUGGUCAAGAUAUAUCAAAGUGAAAUAUAUUUGUCAGCAUCCUCAGGCACUAAAUUUUACUUGAAUCAUGAUUCUGAUCCGGUUGAUGCUUUCCGAAAAAGUUUGAGGUAUAAUGGAGAAUGUUUGGUUAAUCUGGGUGACAUAACUAAACAAAAUAAACGCCCAGAAGACCAACAAUCAAUUAAUGAUAUUUGGGAAUAUGUCUCAUCAGAUGACCGUAAGGUAAAAAUAUUCUUCUUAAAUACUUUAUAA
Molecule: messenger RNA, 922 nt
Organism: Camelina sativa (false flax)
Lineage: Eukaryota; Viridiplantae; Streptophyta; Magnoliopsida; Brassicales; Brassicaceae
Source: RefSeq, a predicted model, not a curated record